UCGUAGUGCAGUCCAUCACCGCCCACCAGCAACCUCUGCGACGCUUUCCACUGUGGUGAAUUGUAUUACCGGACAAGCCCACCACAUACCUAUGAGAAUGGCUGGGAACGCGUUAAGGUCAACGAUUUGAAAUCUUCUGGGACAAUGGCAGUUACGGCUAGCUAACGUUAGUCUAACAGAAGAAUUCAUCACUGACCGAUUAAUUGUCCCGCGUCAUGGGGGCCGCACAGAGCCAGGUACCACAAAUGAGAACCAUAACCAGAGGGAUACAGACGGUCACAUUAAUCCCUGGAGAUGGAAUUGGUCCAGAAAUUUCUGGUGCAGUCAUGAAGAUUUUCGAUGCUGCAAAAGCUCCUGUUCAGUGGGAAGAGAGAAAUGUCACCGCCAUCAAAGGUCCCGGCGGACGGUGGAUGAUCCCACCUGAAGCGAAAGAAUCCAUGGACAGGAGCAAGAUUGGGCUGAAAGGGCCUUUGAAGACACCUAUUGCCGCUGGUCACCCCUCAAUGAACCUGCUGCUGAGAAAGACCUUUGACCUCUACGCCAACGUGCGUCCGUGCGUGUCCAUCGAUGGCUACAAGACGCCGUACACGGACGUGGACCUGGUCACCAUCCGCGAGAACACGGAGGGCGAGUACAGCGGGAUCGAGCAUGUGAUUGUCGACGGGGUGGUACAAAGCAUAAAGCUCAUCACUGAAGAAGCCAGCAGGCGUAUAGCUGAGUACGCAUUUGAAUAUGCCAAAAAUAACCAAAGAACCAGUGUUACAGCUGUCCACAAAGCCAACAUUAUGCGCAUGUCUGAUGGGCUUUUUCUACAGAAAUGCAGGGAGGUGGCUGAAACCCAUAAGGAUGUGAAAUUCACUGAAAUGUACCUGGAUACAGUGUGUCUGAAUAUGGUACAAGAUCCCACACAGUUCGAUGUGCUGGUAAUGCCCAAUCUCUACGGUGAUAUUUUGAGCGAUCUCUGUGCUGGUCUGAUUGGCGGUCUUGGAGUGACACCUAGCGGGAACAUUGGAGCCAAUGGCGUCGCCAUAUUUGAAUCAGUCCACGGGACUGCCCCGGACAUCGCCGGGAUGGACAUGGCCAAUCCCACGGCCCUCCUGCUCAGCGCCGUGAUGAUGCUGCGGCACAUGGGUCUGCAUGGCUACGCUAAGAGGAUUGAGACGGCCUGCUUUGACACCAUCAGAGACAAGAAGGUUCUGACCAAAGACCUUGGUGGAAACUCCAAGUGCUCGGAGUUCACAAAUGAAAUCUGCCGAAGGGUCCAAGAUUUGGAAUGAGGGGAGAUGCUGAUAGAAGACAUCCUCCUUUCUGUUUGAGCUCCAGGCUGAACCACAGCUUCAUAUCAUUCUUAUAUUAACGCACAAUAUUUAGUCUUCGUAUACUGUAUGUAUGUGUAUAUGUACAGUAUAUAUAAAUUAUAUUAAAAUAUAAUGUAUGUAUCUAUGUGCUGAAAGAGUGACAGCUGUGGGAUGACCACCGGAAUGUUUUAAUCAAAACACAAACCUGUCUUAUUCUUCACUCACUCUGUCCUUUGGUUUCUGUGAUUGUGAGAUGUAUUGUUAUUUGUUAAAAAAAGAAAGAAGUCUGCUUCUGUUCUGUUUAUUGACUGACUUUGGCCUUCGGUCUGAUACAUUUUGUUUUAUUAAACAGUUCUCCUGUGAUCUGCUGAUGAGUCAUUGGUGGAUGUGACCUAAUCUGGUUUCAGAAUUCAUUACAGUGCAUUAAAGGUUGAAAAUAUUUUGAAUGAAA
Molecule: messenger RNA, 1749 nt
Organism: Anguilla rostrata (American eel)
Lineage: Eukaryota; Metazoa; Chordata; Actinopteri; Anguilliformes; Anguillidae
Gene: idh3a
Product: isocitrate dehydrogenase (NAD(+)) 3 catalytic subunit alpha
Exons: 12
Coding region: 216-1277 (353 amino acids)
Biological process (GO): isocitrate metabolic process; tricarboxylic acid cycle
Cellular component (GO): mitochondrion
Molecular function (GO): magnesium ion binding; NAD binding; isocitrate dehydrogenase (NAD+) activity
Source: RefSeq, a predicted model, not a curated record